AUUGCUCGCAAGAAGUCGGAGCCAAACCAGCCCAAACCAUUCCAUCCCUCAACAUAUACGUCCUCCGCCGACGACCCUCACCACCGUCCGGCACGCCGACGACCGACCACAGACUGGCAGUUACGUACUUGUUCAUCUUUGCCGACGCCUUCGGGGGUCUCUCGCCGCUCGUCGCGUGUGUUGGCGCAGCCACAUCGCAGCCUUGACCGCGCCCCUGAGCUUGCUCCGCACUCCCUCCCAUUCAACCAUCGACCCUCGGCCCUCUCGUGCCCGCCUCUGACUGACAGAGAUGAACGUUCGCUUGUGAUUUGGAGCCUCUCCUUCUCUGAGUUCCCGCUCAUCGACGCCGAUACCCACGCAUGACAGCGCACGCCGAUAUGGAGGUGUCCUCCCCGCCGGCGCCGGGCGUUGGAACGGCCAACGGCGGGGCGACGCCAGCGCCUUUCCAGACCAUCGAGCCGGAACGCGUGGUUGAGCACUUGGCAUCCGUUUGUCAGGUGGCUCUCGGCGCCACGCGCGAGGAGCUGGAGCAGCCGGGCAACCUGCUGCAUAAGAGCCGCCAUGCCGAGACUGUUUCGCGUUGUACUCGUUUCGCAAAUGAUACCCAAAACGUCCUGUAUAUUCAGAAAGACGUUGUCGCCGCGUCCGCUGUUGAGAAUGGGACUGACACGGCUGUGCCCUCGUCCUUUCACUACACGCUUUCCACCGAGAUCUCGUCGUCCGCCACGACGAUAGCCUCGCUCGUUCUGUUGAAGACGCCGCAGCCCAUCGACCCGACCCGACCGCUGACUUCACAAAUAUUCAUUACUAAUUUGCCGGGGCCUGCCUCUCUCAAUGCUGCUGUGGGAGAGCAGGGUGCCUCACUAUCCCCAUGGGAGGUUCUCCAUUCUCAGGUUCACCACGCACUUGUGCCAUACUUUGAUGCGAACACCAAGAGCCAGCAGCUGGCCAACAGGUCCAGGGGCCGCGCAGAUGUCGACGCGAAGACGGGUAUUCCUGUGACUAAGAAGAGACUCAACGACUUGGAGCUGAGCCUCCUUCACCUCCAGCAAAACGUCGACAUCCCCGAAAUUUCCCUUACGUUCCACUCGAUUGUUCAAAACGUUCUCGACGAUGCCGAGGCGCGGCAUACUCGACCGACGAUUGAUGAAAUACCUGUCAACCUGCUACAAGACAGCUCCUUUCUCAAUAGGCUGCAGGCGAACGUGAACUCGUGGAUCAAGUCGAUCCAGGGCGUCACCAAGAUGACCAAGGACCCGUCCCUGAACGCAACACAGGAGUUCAGCACAGCGAGCCAGGAAGUCAACUUUUGGUUGUCCAUGGAGUCUGCUCUGGAAGGAAUCGAAGGCCAGCUGAGGAGCGAAGGUGUUCUGCUCACCCUCGAAAUCCUCAAGCACGCCAAGCGCUUUCAGGCGACCGUUAGCUUCACUGCGGACACGGGGCUGAAGGAGGCAAUGGAGAAGGUGCAGAAGUACAAUCAGCUUAUGCGGGACUUUCCUCUGGAUGAACUCCUCUCAGCGACCUCGCUUCCCAAAGCCCAAGAGGCCGUCUCGCAGAUCUUCAGUCACCUGAACAAGAAGCUGAGGAUAUGUCCGUAUCCCAUACGACGAGCACUUCCUCUGGUCGAAGCCAUCUCCGCGGAUCUGGAUGAUGUGCUCCACCGCCUGCUCCCCGGCACCGAGCUCGUGAACCUAGAUUACCAGCAGUUCCAGGCCCUCAUGCGAACCUGCGAUGGCAUCUUCAGGACCUGGGAGGAUAACGUCAAGGAGUUCACCAAUGUCGCUCGCGAGGUCACUCGACGCAGAAACGAGAAGUUUAUCCCUAUCAAGAUCAAUAAGAAGCAUUCCGAGCUCGAGUCGCGAAUCAAGUACGUUGGCACCUUUCGCGACAACCACGAGCAGCUUCAGCGAACCAUCGUCAACGUGUUGGGCCCAAAAGCGACCAUCCCUGGUGUGACCGAGACGACCAGCAGCAAUGGCGUUGUCAUGGAGGAGAUGGGCGACGUCGACGCGGUGGAGGAGGUCAAGCAGGCUUGGGAGGCUCUGCAAAACGUAGACUUACUCGACGUCACCGACCAAGGCAAGGAACGGUGGGUUCGAGCCGAGAAUCUCUACAACGAGCGCACGACGCGUGUAGAAAACUCCAUCAUUGCCCGACUGCGAGACCGCUUGGCGACGGCCAAGACUGCCAACGAGAUGUUUCGCGUCUUUUCCAAGUUCAACGCACUGUUCGUGCGACCAAAGAUCCGUGGAGCAAUCCAGGAAUAUCAGAAUCAGUUGAUGGACCACGUCAAGCAAGCCAUCAACGGCUUGCAUGAGCGCUUCAAGCAGCAGUAUGGACAUUCCGAGGCGCACGCUAUGGCUCAACUUCGCGACCUUCCCCCCGUCUCCGGUGCUAUCAUCUGGGCCCGCCAGAUCCAGUUUCAGCUCGAUGGGUACAUGCGCAAGGUCGAGGCUGUGCUCGGCCCGGACUGGCAUUUGCACGCCGAAGGACACAAGUUGCAAGAGGAGAGUGAUCUCUUCAAGAACAAGCUCGACACGGCACGGAUAUACGAGGCAUGGCUGGCGGAUGUGGGCCGGAGAAAGAUCUCCAUCUCUGGCCAACUCUUCGAAAUUGCUCGAGUAAGGUCUGCAGGCGGUAUCCUCGAGCUGGCGGUGAACUUUGAUCCGCAAAUCAUCACUCUCUUCAAGGAAACAAGAAACUUGAUGUGGCAGUCAUACUCGGUCCCUCACGCGGUCACAACGGUGUCGAAGGACGCCAAGAGAGUGUACCCCUAUGCUGUCAGUUUGAUGGAGAGUGUGCGAACGCUGUCGCAGACCCUGCGCCAAAUCUCAGAGAUGGGAGAGGAAUCGAUUCUUCUCCACGGAUAUCGAAACGACGUGUACAGACUCAUUGGCGAAGGCGUUCCCCUUCGCUGGGAGUCCUUCAUCAACUCCCAUGAGCUGUUUUAUGCCGAUGCGAGGCAGUCCCGGCCUCUCCUCCCUGGUGGCACUGACUUUGGCCUCAACAAAAACACCGAAAGCAAGCACGGCAUGUUCAUCCGCGGGUUUGCCGCUGCCGUUUCGGUUCUCCAGAGCAAGGCUGUCUCCCUUGUCCACAUCCAUGUCGUGGUCGAACAGGCAUUGAAGGAGCUCAAUACCUGUCCCUACGAUGCAUCGGCUUUUUCGUCACGCCUCAACACCAUCCAGUCGGCCGUGGAUCAGCUAAAUCUUGAACAGUACGUGAAUCUUGACUUUUGGGUCGCAGAGUUGAACCAUAAGGUCCAAUCCAUUCUCUUGGACCGGCUGCACGACGCUGUCCGGGCCUGGAUAGCAGCCUUUGAAGAUGUGGCCACGGAAGAGGGGCGCCGAAAGAAGACCACAGAAGACGACAGCAGGCAGGACGCUCCCGUCAUGAAGCGGACUGUCCUCGAGCUGGCAAUGCGAAAUCAGGUCAUCUACCUGGAUCCGCCCUUGGAGUUUGCAAGGGCCAGCUGGUUUCUUCACCUCCAUGACUGGCUGGGCAUUGCCUGCAAUCUCCGCAAGAUCAAGGCAUCUCGGUAUCAGAUGAGCCUACGCGCCAACACCACCGAUGAGCCACGCUUUACUGAUCUGCCCACUGAAUGCGCAAGCAUGCUGCAUCGCGUGUACGUGUCUGUCGAGAAGAAGCUUCACGAAAUUAGCGCAUACGUCGACAAGUGGCUUCAGUUCCAGUCUCUCUGGGAUCUUCAGUCGGAGCAGGUCUACGACAUGCUUGGUGACCACCUUCCGCGAUGGCUCGAGUGUCUGCAGGAUAUCCGCAAAGUCCGCACCACCUUUGACACCCAGGAGGUGAGCCGCUCGUUUGGCCACAUCACCGUCGACUACGACCAGGUCCAGACGAAGGUCAACGCAAAGUACGACCAGUGGCAACAUGAAAUCCUGAUCAAGUUUGCCAGCCGUCUUGGAAAUCGAAUGCGAGACGUCAAUGCAGACAUUGAGAAGGCCCGCAAACACCUGGAGGGCCAGAGCUCUGACACCUCAUCUACCGCCCAGGCGGUUCAAUUCAUCACUGCUGUGCAGAGUUGCAAGCGGAAUGUCAAACUCUGGGCACCCGAAAUUGACAUGUUCCGUCAGGGACAGUCAACGUUGGUGCGACAACGGUAUCACUUCCCGAACGACUGGCUGCACAUAGAGCAGAUCGACAGUCAGUGGGAGGCGCUCAAGGAAAUUCUCGAGAAGAAAUCGAGGGUCAUGGAAGAGCAGUCGGACGCCAUGCGAGCGAACAUCACUGCGCAGGAUAAGCUGGUGAACGAGCGCAUUGCUGAGAUCAUCUUCCAGUGGAACGAGGAAAAGCCGGUGUCUGGGACGAUCCAACCCGAUGUGGCUUCUGCCACGCUGAGCUCCUUUGAGUCACGCAUAGCCAGCCUGCAGGAUGACUUCCUCCAGGUAGUCAAGGCAAAGGAAGCACUGGAUCUUCCCGCUAGCCAAGACAGCUCUCUCGAGGCGACGCUUGAGGAGGUCCGAGACUUCCAGUCAGUUUGGUCGAACUUGUCGACCAUUUGGGCUAGCCUCAACGAGACGCGCGACAUCCUUUGGACUGCAGUUCAACCUCGCAAGAUUCGGUCCAAGGUCGAUGAUCUCAUCAAGAGCACCAAAGAAAUGCCUAGUCGCAUGAGACAGUACGCAGCCUUUGAGCAUGUCCAAGGCAUUCUGCGAGGUUUCCUCAAGGUCAACCCCAUCCUCUCGGAUCUCAAAUCGGACGCCAUCCGCGAGCGGCACUGGCACAAGAUUUACAAGCAGAUUAAGCCCCAGAAACGGUUCUCUCCCAGUUCGAUGACGCUUGGCGAUGUUUGGGACCUCAAUCUCAUUGCCACCGAGGCAAUCGUCAAGGACAUCAUCGCCCAGGCGCAGGGCGAGAUGGCGCUUGAGGAGUUCUUGAAGCAAGUCCGUGAGACGUGGCAGAACUACGCCCUAGAAAUGGUCAAUUAUCAGAACAAAUGCCGCCUGAUCCGCGGGUGGGACGACCUGUUUGCGAAGUGCAGCGAGAACCUGAACUCGCUGCAGGCCAUGAAGCAUUCCCCUUAUUACAAGGAGUUUGAGGAAGAAGCCGUUUCCUGGGAAGACAAGUUAAAUCGUGUCCAUGUCUUGUUUGACGUCUGGAUUGACGUCCAGCGCCAGUGGGUCUACCUGGAGGGUGUCUUCACGGGCAAUGCGGAUAUCAAGCACUUGCUGCCGAUUGAGUCCGGUCGGUUCCAGAACAUCAACAGCGAGUUCUUGACGGUCAUGAAGAAAGCCAACAAGACGCCUUACGUCCUGGACGUGCUCAAUAUUCCCAAUGCGCAAAAGUCGCUGGAACGCUUGGCAGAAAUGCUGAACAAGAUCCAGAAGGCUCUGGGCGAAUAUCUCGAGAAGGAGCGGGUGUCUUUCCCUCGCUUUUAUUUCGUCGGCGACGAGGAUUUGCUGGAAAUGAUCGGCAACAGCAACGACACUCUGCGCAUCGCCAAGCACUUCAAGAAGAUGUUUGCUGGUCUGUCCGGCCUCGUGAUGGACGAUGAAGCCAUCAUCUCCGGCUUUACCUCGAAAGAAGGCGAAGUCGUCAAGCUGAAGAAGGAAAUCUCCCUGGCAAAGACCCCACGAAUCAAUGACUGGCUGGCGCUACUCGAAAAUGGCAUGAAGUCGACUCUCGCCGAGUUGCUCGCUGAGGCUGUGGACCAGUACACACCUAUAUUCGAGUCGGAAACUAUGGAGGCCACGGCGCUGAACGCAUUCAUGGAGCAAUUCCCCAGUCAGAUCGUUGUCCUGGCUACCCAAGUCGUUUGGACCACAGCCGUGGAGAAGACGCUUGCCUCUGGCGGCCAAGCAUUGCAAACACUGUUCGAGCGAGAGAUCCAAGUUCUGCGUGUGCUUGCCGAUACCGUCUUGGGCGAGUUGGAGGUCACACUUCGCAAGAAGUGUGAGCAACUCAUUACCGAGUGUGUACACCAGCGCGAUGCCAUUGAGAAGCUCAUAAUGGCUGGUGCCAACUCCGCGGGUCACUACCUUUGGCAAUUGCAAAUGCGCUAUGUCUACACGCCUGAAGGGAACUUCCUCGACCGCCUUCACGUUCGCAUGGCAAAUGCCAAGCUCAAUUACGGCUUCGAGUAUUUGGGCGUUCCAGAUCGCCUCGUUCGCACCCCUCUGACUGACCGCUGCUUCCUCACUCUCACGCAAGCAUUGUGUCAGCGCCUAGGUGGUUCGCCGUACGGCCCUGCUGGUACCGGCAAGACGGAGUCGGUCAAGGCGCUGGGUGUCCAGCUUGGCAGGUUUACGCUGGUAUUUUGCUGCGACGACACCUUUGACUUUCAGGCCAUGGGUCGUAUCUUCUUGGGAAUCUGUCAAGUUGGUGCCUGGGGCUGCUUCGACGAGUUCAACCGUCUCGAGGAGAGGAUCUUGUCUGCCGUGUCGCAGCAGAUUCAGAAUAUCCAGCUCGGUCUCAAGCAGGGUGCCGAGGAGGACAAGGCUCAGAUUGAGCUGGUUGGCCGUCAACUCAGUGUCAAUGAGAACACCGGCAUCUUCAUAACCAUGAACCCUGGCUAUGCAGGCCGCUCGAACUUGCCCGACAACCUCAAGAAGCUCUUUCGCAGCGUUGCCAUGUCGAAGCCUGACAAAGAGCUCAUCGCGGAAGUCAUGCUCUACUCUCAAGGGUUCAACCAGGCAAAGCAACUUUCCAAGCAGACCGUCCCAUUCUUCGACCAAUGCUCUGCCCAGCUUUCGAAGCAAGCACAUUAUGACUUUGGUCUGCGUGCUCUGAAGAGCGUCUUGGUUAGCUCCGGUGGUCUCAAGCGCGCUCGUCUCAAUGAUGGCAAUCUACGUGUCGAGGGGGUCGUGGAGCCGGAGAUUAUCGUCCAGAGCAUUCGUGAGACAAUCGCUCCGAAGCUCAUCAAGUCGGACGUUGAGAUCAUGACUACACUCGAAGGCAAAUGCUUCCCUGGCAUCGAAUACGUGCCGGCAAACCUCCAAGCGCUUGAAGAGGCUAUUCGCGGCCUAGCCGCGGAGCGUCAUCUCGUCGUCACCGACACGUGGAUGACCAAAGUGUUGCAGUUGCACCAAAUUCAAAAGAUUCAUCAUGGUGUCAUGAUGGUUGGUAACUCGGGCAGCGGAAAGUCUACGGCCUGGCGCCUCCUUCUGGACGCGCUUCAGAAAGUAGAAGGUAUCGAAGGCGUGUCGCACGUCAUUGACUCCAAAGUCAUGUCAAAGGAGGCCCUUUACGGAAAUUUAGACUCAACUACGCGCGAGUGGACCGACGGCCUAUUCACGAGCAUUCUCCGCAAGAUUGUUGACAACCUGCGUGGCGAGGACUCCAAGCGGCACUGGAUCGUCUUCGACGGCGAUGUCGACCCCGAGUGGGUCGAGAACUUGAACUCAGUGCUCGAUGACAACAAGCUGCUUACGCUUCCCAACGGUGAGCGCUUGAACCUGCCACCUAACGUUCGCAUCAUGUUCGAGGUGGAGACGUUGAAAUACGCCACCCUCGCUACCGUCAGUCGAUGCGGCAUGGUGUGGUUCAGCGAGGACACUGUCACACCCGGCAUGAUGGUCGCCAAUUAUCUCGAAACUCUGAGCAGCGUUCCGUUUGAGGACUUGGAUGAGGAUAGUGUUGCCACAGGACAGACGCCUGCCAAGAACCUGGUCGUACAAGGGCAGGUGGCGGAUUUGCUCAAAUCUUGCCUCAUCUCGGAUGAUUUUAUCUUCCAGGUGCUCGAACGCGCCCAGGGUUACAACCAUAUCAUGGAGUUCACUGUCUCCCGUGUGCUCACGACACUCUUUUCGUUGCUGAACAAGGCGGUUCGCGAUGUUAUCGAGUACAACGGGCAGCAUUCUGACUUUCCCCUGGACCCUGAGCAGGUUGAGGCCUUCAUCCCCAAGAAGCUGCUGCUCGCCCUCGUCUGGGCACUGACCGGAGACUGUCCGCUCGGCGACCGGAAGGCCUUUGGCGACGACAUCUGCGCACUUGCCAGCUUUGGGUCGCCGCCCUUGGACGGCACGAGCUCGCUCAUCGACUUUAAUGUCAGCCUGCCGAAAGCUGAAUGGACAUCGUGGCAAAACCAAGUGCCAACCAUCGAGGUCAAUACACACUCCAUCAUUCAGACCGAUGUCGUCAUCCCAACGUUGGACACGGUUCGACACGAGGACGUCCUCUAUUCAUGGUUGGCCGAACACAAGCCUCUCCUGCUCUGUGGUCCUCCAGGGUCAGGCAAGACAAUGACGCUGUUCAGUGCUCUUCGCAAGCUUCCAAACAUGGAAGUUGUCGGCCUCAACUUUUCUAGUGCAACCACGCCAGACCUCCUGAUCAAAACCUUUGAGCAGUACUGCGAAUACAAGAAGACUCUGAAUGGGGUCAUGCUCUCACCGACACAAAUUGGCCGAUGGCUCGUCAUCUUUUGCGACGAAAUCAAUCUGCCGGCACCGGACAACUACGGGACCCAGCGAGCUAUUUCCUUCCUGCGCCAACUUGUCGAACACAAUGGGUUCUGGCGUACAUCUGACAAAUCCUGGGUCACACUCGACCGGAUCCAGUUCGUAGGUGCCUGCAACCCCCCGACUGAUGCCGGCCGUACUGCGCUUGGGGCGAGGUUCCUGCGUCACGCACCUCUCAUCAUGGUGGACUAUCCAGGGGAGCUAUCCCUCAACCAAAUUUACGGAACCUUCAACUCAGCUGUUCUCAAGAUCAUUCCUGCCCUGCGAGGGUACGCGGAACCCCUCACGCACGCUAUGGUGCGGUUCUAUCUUGAGUCUCAACAGAGGUUCACACCAAAGAUUCAGCCGCACUAUGUGUACAGCCCGCGUGAGCUUACGCGCUGGGUCCGGGGUGUCUACGAGGCCAUCAAGCCUCUAGAGAGCCUGUCACUCGAGGGCUUGAUCCGCAUAUGGGCUCACGAGGCCCUGCGUCUCUUCCAGGAUCGUUUGGUCGCUGAGGAUGAGCGAAAGUGGACCGAUGAGGCGGUCAGGCGCAUCGCGCUCGAACUCUUCCCUACUAUUGAAGAAGACAAGGCUCUCGGCGGCCCUAUUCUCUUCUCUAACUGGCUGUCCAAGAAUUACGUCCCUGUCGACCGCGAGCAACUACGUGAGUUUGUCAAAGCGCGACUCAAGACAUUCUGCGAGGAGGAAGUUGAUGUGCCACUUAUCCUUUUCAACGACGUCUUGGAGCAUGUGCUUCGCAUUGAUCGUGUCUUCAGGCAGCCGCAGGGACACCUGAUCCUGAUUGGUGUUAGUGGAAGUGGCAAAACAACGCUCUCGCGCUUUGUCGCCUGGAUGAACGGCCUCAAGGUCUUCCAGAUCAAGGUCCAUGGAAAAUACUCUGGAGAGGACUUUGACGAAGAUCUGCGUGAUGUCCUUCGUCGCUGUGGCUGCAAGGGCGAGAAGAUCUGCUUCAUCAUGGAUGAGGCAAACGUGCUUGAUUCCGGAUUUUUGGAGCGAAUGAACACACUUCUGGCCAAUGCCGAGGUUCCUGGCCUCUUCGAGGGCGACGACUACGCUGCGCUGAUGACAGCGUGCAAAGAAGGUGCGCAGCGUCAAAACCUGCACCUUGACUCUCCGGAGGAGCUUUACAAGUGGUUCACCCAGCAGAUUGUCAACAACUUGCAUGUCGUCUUUACAAUGAAUCCGCCUGAGGGUGGUCUGUCGUCCAAGGCCGCGACCAGUCCUGCUUUGUUCAACCGAUGUGUGCUUAACUGGUUCGGCGACUGGUCGGAUCAGGCUCUGUUCCAGGUAGGCCACGAGUUGACACACUCUGUUGACCUGGACAGGAGCAACUGGCAGUCUCCCGAUACAAUACCUGUGGCCUUCCGCGGCCUCAACCUGCCGCCGUCUCAUCGCGAGGCCGUCAUCAACUCGAUGGUCUACAUCCACUACUCGCUUCAGCGCUACAACCGGAAGCUAUAUCAACAGCAGAAGAAGGUGACUUUCUUGACGCCUCGCCACUUCCUGGAUUUCGUCGGCCAAUAUGUCAAGUUGUACAAUGAGAAGCGUGAAGACCUGGAAGAGCAGCAGCGCCACCUGAACGUCGGUCUUGAGAAGCUCAGGGACACGGUGGACAAGGUCCGCGAUCUGCGCGUCAGCCUCGCCGAGAAGAAGACUCAGCUGGAGCAAAAGGAUGCCGAGGCCAAUGAAAAGUUACAGCGCAUGGUUGCAGAUCAGCGCGAGGCAGAGCAGAGGAAGAAUACGUCGCUGGAGAUCCAGGUCGCGCUAGAGAAGCAAGAAGCGGAAGUGGCAAUGCGGAAGAAGGUGGUGCUGGAGGAUCUCGCCAAAGCCGAGCCUGCCGUCGAGGAGGCCAAGGCCAGUGUCAGCAACAUCAAGCGACAACAUUUGACCGAAGUUCGGUCCAUGGGCAACCCCCCGCAGGGCGUCCGGCUUGCUCUUGACGCAGUUUGCACGCUUCUCGGGCACCGAAUCAACGACUGGAAAGCGGUCCAGGCAGUCGUACGAAGGGAUGACUUCAUUGCCAGCAUUAUCAUGUUCGACAAUGCCAAGCAGAUGACCAAGGCGCUGAGGAUCAAGAUGCGCAACGAGUUCCUUUCCAACCCUGAGUUUACCUUUGAGAAGGUUAACAGAGCCUCCAAGGCCUGUGGACCUCUUGUGCAGUGGGUGGCGGCUCAAGUCAACUACUCGGACAUUCUAGAUCGGGUUGGCCCGCUCAAGGAAGAGGUGACGCAGCUUGAGGAGCAGGCUCUCCAGACGAAGGCUGAAGCCAAGGCGGUGGAGAGCAAUAUCGCUGAACUGGAGGCCAGCAUCAACACGUACAAGACGGAAUAUGCCGCGCUCAUCAGCGAGACGCAAGCCAUCAAGGCCGAGAUGUCCAAGGUUCAAUUCAAGGUCGACCGAAGCGUGAGGCUCCUCGACAGCCUGUCGUCGGAGAGGACACGUUGGGAAGAAGGCAGCAAGUCUUUCGAGACACAAAUCAGCACUCUUGUGGGUGACGUUCUGGUCGCCGCCGCGUUCUUGGCGUAUAGCGGUCUCUACGACCAAACCUUCCGAAAGAGUAUGAUGGACGAUUGGUGUCACCAGCUUCACCUCUCCGGCAUUCAGUACAAGUCCCCGAACCCCGUUACCGAAUACCUCUCGAGUGCAGACGAGCGUCUCAGCUGGCAAGAAAACACGCUGCCUGUCGACGACUUAUGCACGGAAAACGCCAUCAUUCUCAAGCGGUUCAACCGAUACCCUCUCAUCAUCGACCCGUCGGGAAGAGUCACCGAAUUUUUGCAGAAAGAGUGCAAAGACCGACGCCUUACGGUUACGAGCUUUUUGGACGAUACAUUUACCAAGCAGCUUGAGAGCUCUCUGCGCUUUGGCAACCCCAUUUUGAUCCAAGACGCGGAGCAUCUGGACCCCAUUCUCAAUCACGUCUUGAACAAGGAGUACCAGAGAACUGGCGGCCGUGUGCUGAUCCAGCUCGGCAAGCAAGAGAUUGACUUUUCGCCGUCAUUCAAGCUCUACCUGUCGACCCGGGACCCGUCCGCGCAGUUUGCUCCGGAUAUUUGUAGCCGAACCACCUUUGUCAACUUUACGGUCACCAAGAGCAGUCUCCAGACACAGUCUCUCAACGACGUACUCAAGUCAGAGCGACCGGAUGUCGACGAGCGCCGCACCAAUCUCAUCAAGCUCCAGGGAGAGUUCAAGGUGCACCUACGUCAGCUCGAGAAGCAGCUUCUGCAGGCUCUCAACGAGUCCCGCGGCAAUAUUCUCGACGACGACAACGUGAUCGAAACACUCGAGACACUCAAGACGGAGGCUGCUGAGAUCUCGGCCAAGAUGAGCAACACCGAGGGCGUCAUGGCGGAAGUCGAAGAAAUUACGCAGCAGUACGGUAUUAUCGCCAACUCAUGCAGCGCCGUAUUCGCCGUCUUGGACCAGUUGCACUUCCUCAACCACUUCUAUCAGUUCUCGCUUCAGUACUUUUUGGACAUUUUCCAGAUGGUGCUGCACGGCAAUCAGCAUCUGGCGAGCGAGACUGACCACAAUGCGCGUCGCGAUAUCAUUGUCAAGGACUUGUUUGUAAACGCCUUCAAGCGAACGGCACUUGGUCUGCUGCAAAAGGACCGCAUCACCUUGGGCAUGCUGCUUGCGCAGGCCUCGCCCUACAAGAUGGACAAGUCGCUGAUUGACAUCAUCCUCGACAGCCGCGUCCAAGGCAAAGACUUGUCGUCUAACCCCGGCCAAAGGGACGACGCUUUCAUGCAGGCUAGAAAGCUCAGCGUAUUCAAGGAGAGGUUGGACGGCAUAUCGACUGGCGAUUGGGACAAGUUCCUGGCUGAGGAGCUCGCUGAGGCGGCCGUACCCAAGGUCUGGGAUGAUGAAGCCAGCCCUCUUGAUCAGGCUCUUCUGUCGCUCCUGCUCGUGAAGCUCUUCCGCAUGGAUCGGUUCGUGCCGGCAGCUGAACGCUUCGUCGGUCAGGUGUUUGGCAGUGACAUCUUCGACUAUGUUGAAGACCUCGGAGCAACAGUCAGUCAAGUCUCGGCCAGGCUGCCGAUUGCUCUGGUAUCCAGCCCCGGAUUCGACGCAAGCUACAAGGUGGACAACCUCGUGGAGAGGAUGAACGUCAAGUGCACCAACAUUGCCAUGGGCUCUAACGAAGGCUUGGCCAGCGCGGACAAGGCUAUUAGCAACGCAGCUCAGACGGGCUCAUGGGUGCUUGUCAAGAACGUUCAUCUCGCACCGACAUGGCUUCAGAGCCUGGAGAAGCGAAUGGAAGCGCUCAAUCCGCAAAAGGACUUCCGACUGUUCCUGUCGAUGGAGUCGAGCCCCAAGAUCCCCGUCAAUCUGAUUCGCGCCUCUCGCGUGCUCAUGUAUGAGCAGCCCGCCGGCGUGAGAGCGAACAUGAAGGACUCGCUCUCGUCACUAUCAACACGGGCGACCAAGAGCCCCGUGGAGAGGGCAAGGCUGUACCUCCUCAUCUCGUUCUUGCAUGCCGUGGCACAGGAGCGGCUGCGGUAUGCGCCGACCCUUGGCUGGAAGGGGUUCUGGGAAUUUAACGACAGCGACUACGAAUGCUCUGCAUUCAUUGUCGACACGUGGUUGGAGGGCGUUGCCGGCAACCGAACCAAUAUUGCACCGCAGAACAUCCCGUGGGAUAUGAUUCGAUACCUUGUGACGGAGACAUACGGAGGCAAGAUUGACGAUGAGGGCGACUUCAAGCUCCUGGGCGAGCUGGUGGCCUCGUUCCUGACGCCAGCGGCGUACGACGUGGACCACAAGCUCGUGGACGGACCGGAUGGCGGGUUGCUGGUGCCCUCGGGCACAAGCCUGCAAGACUUUAUGGCGUGGAUCCACAGGCUGCCGGAGCGCGAGCCGCCAACAUAUCUAGGUCUGCCGGCUAACGCGGAGAAGCUCUUGUUGGUAGGCCUCGGGGAGAACCUGGUCACGGACCUAGGCAGGGUGACGGAACUGCUGGACCAAGGAGAGCAGCUGGUUACAGAUUCUUGAAGCCGCAGAGGCUCUGUCUACUAUUCGUUUUCUUUUGUUCUCUGUACUUUGCUCGGCUGAUGGUAUGACGCGGCGGCGCUCGAGGGGCUUUCUUUGAUGGCAUAAAGGGGAUUACAGAGAUACCCGGACACGAGUUGGCUGUAUAAAAGAUCUCCUCUUGUUAUUAUUGUUGAGUAAGAAACACACUUUUUUGCAGUUGAAAAUGCAGCGAGAAGGACCCUUUCUCAACAGACUUCUUCAAUGAACAAGCGGGAUGGCGACCGAAGUAGAAAAGGCAGAUACGACGUUAGCAUCAUGG
Molecule: messenger RNA, 13716 nt
Organism: Purpureocillium takamizusanense
Lineage: Eukaryota; Fungi; Ascomycota; Sordariomycetes; Hypocreales; Ophiocordycipitaceae
Gene: DYN1
Product: dynein heavy chain
Exons: 3
Coding region: 360-13418 (4352 amino acids)
Biological process (GO): microtubule-based movement
Cellular component (GO): dynein complex
Molecular function (GO): ATP binding; ATP hydrolysis activity; dynein intermediate chain binding
Source: RefSeq, a predicted model, not a curated record